AUGAACGAUAUGCUAAACGAAAUUAGUCUGCUAAGGCGCGAAACCAUACAAGAUCAAGUCAAGGUGGAUGGAAAGCCUCUCCUCGAAGCCACGAAUGAGAUCAUAACCCGCGUCAUCAGGGUAUUCAAGACGACAAAGAAACGCGCUGCCACACAAGAGCAGCAGUUGUCCCAACUCGGGUCAACAAAAGACCAGUCGGACCGGAGAAGACAGAACUCCAGACAGGAGACGGUGGCCAAACUCGAGCGUGAAGAAGCUGAGCUCGUUGCUCUGAUCACCCCGGACAACUCGAUAGUAUCGAACUCCGGCAUCUCUUCAACCAGAGAACAGUCUCUCACCUCGUUGCAGGAUGAGGCUCGAGUGGAAGAUGCCACCCAGGAGACUGACGGAACCGCGCCAGACUUUGCUUCCCUCGCUGGAACAGGAGUGGGGGUGAAAGACGGCGAUACCGCAACUGGACCCCAGCAGAUGGUCGAGGUGGUUGAGAACUGGAAACUGACCUGGAGGAGGAGGUUUGGCAGCAGUGAAGAUGGGGUCGCAGGGUGGGCAAGACCCUCGCGUACCAAAGUUGACUCUUGCAUUAACCGUAGAUCGCUGAAGCUGACAAUCGAGCGCAACGGGGCACACGAGUGUCAGAGCAACCCAGCCAUAGCCUGCACUGGCUGUGUCAAGCGAAAGACACCGUGUAUCAUCGCAUCGGACGUUCUCCCUCUGCCGGUGGUUCUACCUCUCCCAGAGAGGCACCGGGAGGGAUUUGGUCGACAAGACCCAGGGUUCUGGAUCGUCCGGUGA
Molecule: messenger RNA, 792 nt
Organism: Pseudogymnoascus verrucosus
Lineage: Eukaryota; Fungi; Ascomycota; Leotiomycetes; Thelebolales; Thelebolaceae
Exons: 3
Coding region: 1-792 (263 amino acids)
Source: RefSeq, a predicted model, not a curated record